Mizuhopecten yessoensis (Yesso scallop) is the source of this 3810-nucleotide messenger RNA. Its product is annotated as profilin-2-like. Bases 380 to 808 code for a protein of 142 amino acids. NCBI's taxonomy places the organism in Eukaryota, Metazoa, Mollusca, Bivalvia, Pectinida, Pectinidae. The transcript has 2 exons. Gene Ontology annotation, cellular component: cell cortex. The record is from RefSeq and is a predicted model, not a curated record. Gene Ontology annotation, molecular function: actin monomer binding.
UGUAGACGAGGUUGAUAAGUUCCCGGAUAAACCCAGACAUAUGUUACCCAUAACACUGAACAUUGCUUGCAUGUUAGUUGUACAUAUUGGUGAGAGUUUAAUCUUAAGAAUGGCUGCCACAGACAUUUAUAAACAUGGAGGCCAUGGUCAGCGUCUACAUUAUGGCUUCAAAUGUGUUCGGCUUCUAUAGCUAGAUAAAAACCCAUGGCGAAUGAACAUUUUCUGUGUGGAAUACAAAUAUUGAAGACAAAAUUAAAAAGAGGUCUGGAUCUCAGCACACGAAGACCUCUUCAGCCUGGAGCUUUUACCAAUCCUCGUAAAGGAAAAAAACAACUUUACGUUCCUGGAAAUACGUCGCCGUCAGAUUAAUUGAGCAACCAUGGAGAUAACGGAAGCUGCUGACAGUGUUCUGGAUAUGCCGUGUUCGUGGCGGGAAUACGUGGCCAAUGUUUUCCUGGAGAGUGGACAUGUGAACAGGGCGGCCAUUGUAGGACAGGAUGGACGACGGUGGGCAGCAUCACCAGCAUUUGACGUCACUUCCUCCGAGGUUCAGGCAAUUCAAGAUGGGUUUGUGGACCCCUCGUCGAUACGGACGUUAGGGAUAAGUUUGAGUAACAAACGGUAUACAUGUACCCGACAGGAUAGCACGGUGAUGGUUGGGAGGGACAGUGCUACAGGGUUCGGUUGUGUCAUCUACAAGUGCAAGUUGUGUCUCCUAAUAGGCGUGUACGAGGAAUCUGGUCACCCAGGGGGAUGCUACAGCAUGCUGGUCAAGGUCGGAGAUUAUCUUAAGGAUCAGGGAUAUUGAUAUCCGGAAACAUAUAUAGGAUAUGAGUACCAAGGAACCGUAUCUAGAAGGAAAUAGCUACGACCAGCAGGGGACUUUAUAUCGGGGAAUUUUCAGACCCACCAAUGUCGGUAACCACGUCGAAGUACUACGAUGUGUACUUGAGGCUGUAUCAUUUACAUUGAGCUGAGUGCUUCCGGAGACCAAGUCAUUGACCAGUUGUAACUAAAGGCCAUAUCAUGGACCAAGUGUUCCCGGUGCCGUCUAAUGAUGGCCUAAGUGUUCACCUGACCGUAGAACCAUAGACUCAGUUUUCCCGGAGACCAUAUUAUGGAUCAAGUGUUCUUGAAUUCCAUAUUUAUGGGGCCGUAUAGUCUUGGAUAGCGUGUUGUCUGUACCUCAAAGCCUUUGACACAGUGUCACUUGGGAAUAUGUCAUGGACGUAGUGUCCAUGGAGUCCAUAUCAUGGACCAAGGGUUCCCGGAGACCAUGUGCACAUCAUGGACAAAGUGUUUCUGGAGGUCAUGUCAUGGACCAAGUGUUCCCGGGUCGUAUAGUUAUGGACUAAUUUACACCGGGAACCAUAUAUAGGACCAGUUGAGCCCGGGACUGUAUUGUCUAUCAUGGACCGAGUGAUCCGGGACUGUAUAGGUAUGGACCAAUUGUUCUUUGUACCUUAUAGUCUUGAACUAAGCGUCAAUGGAGGUCAUAUCAAGGACAAACUGUCCCUGGAGGCCCUAUCAUGGAUAAACUGUCCCCGGAUGCCAUAUCACGAAGCAUGUGUUCCUGGAGACCUUAUCAUUGACUGAUUGUUCGGGGAGAUCAUAUAAGUGGCCAAGUGUUCCCCGGGAACCCGAGACAUAUCACAACCCACCAACACAUGUGAAUUAGAGUUCACAACGACUUUAACAUAGAAUAAGUGGAACGACGAUUCGGAAACGCUGUGGAAAAAGAAUGGUAAUCGGAGUAUUAACAACACGUCCGGUUGGUCUAGCUAUAAAAACAACAUCAGAAAUCAAUACCAAUUACCUUCAAGCUAAUUAUGUGUAAUCAGGGUUCACUGUACGUGAUUGCGUGGUUUGUCGAUCUUAUUGAAUACACACAACGUGUUCAACUGGGCGAACUGAAGGAUGACUAACUAUCAAUUAACCUAUAUUUAGAUUUUUUGUUUUGACAUUUCAAGCGUUUUGUGAUAUUGAUGCGAAUGUAAGAUCUGAAUGACCAUGAUUCUGAGAAUCGUGACUGUGUGAUGUUAAAAGACUGUAAUCAAGUUGAUUUGUAUUUAAUUGACUGCCAAAGAGCAAAGAACCAUGACACAUCAAGAGCGAGGAGGGAAAUCAAUCCAAGGUUCCAGCAUAAUGAGAAAUUCUCCUUGUUUUCUGUCUCACCAAGUUGAUAAACGCGCGAGCGCAAGCAAAAUGGAUUUAUAAUAUUGAACAGAUGCUCCAGUUGACAUCAUGCCUUGAUGUUUUACUUAUAACCGAGAUAUAUAAUAAGCAGUUGUAUUCUGGUACACUUGCGGCAGUUUACGUCAUGCUUAGAUGGAGCAAUUUAGUUAUUCUGGCUAACUGACAUUGAAAAGUAAACAGUGAAAGUCUGAUAAACUGUCGUCAGCAAAUAUAUAUUCAAUACUCGCUGACACAAUAGAGUGACGCAAAGUCGUUAUAUGGAAUAUCGAUAACACUUAAGGGUGAAGCAAUGUCGUUAUAAGGAAUAUGGCGAUAACACUCAAGGGUGAAGUAAUCUCGUUGUGAAAAUAGCGAUAACACUACAAUGUCAUAAUAAAGAAUAACGAUUACACUUAAGAUUGAAACAAUGUCGUUAUAAAGAAUGACGAUAACACUAGAAUUAAGCAAUGUCGUCGUCAUAAUGAAAGGCGAUUGAAUAGAGUGAAGCAUUGUUGUUAUAAGGAAUGUGUCAUUGAUGUAUGAAAUUGAUCAACCAGUCAUAAUUACACCUAUUACCGGACAUGUGAGCACGUCCGAGCGUACAUGUGUACGAGAAUAAUCAGUAUUAAGACUAAGAUUUGACAAAGAAUAGGAUAAAUCUGUGUACAUGAUGGUAUGAAUACAGCUGUUCAUUAUUAAUAGCCGUAGGUAAAAAAAAUUAACAUCUGAUUUUAAUGAGAUUGACACAAUACCAUAAAGGUGUAUUGGGCAUCAAAUCUGUACAAUGACGGUGUAUGUCUUCCCCUGUAGACUAUAUAGAAUGGGUCAUUUUAAAGUUAGUCGCCGUAUAAUGUGAUAAUGUGACAGGUCUCACAUGUGGAUAAGGCACGACCUUGGCUAAAUUACAGUUCCCAGAGGAAAUUAUUGGCUUCCUUGAAACCCCGAAUAAUAUAAACAUCAUAACUGAAUUAGCAUGCUUUUGUGUAGAUAGGUCAGUUUUGGUCGCCAUUCAAAUCUUAUUAUAAGCACUGAAUACCAAGUACAUUGUAGUUCCGUUUAGUAGACAAGAUUGUCGAGUCGCCUUGAGGCUAAUCUUUGAGUUCAGAUAAGGCAGCGCCUAGACACGAGAGGGUGUGCUUGAUUCGAAAAUGUGCUUGGGAGUUUGCUUGAUGGGAGGACAUGUAAUAUGGGAGGGCGUGUUUGUUUGAAUGAUGUGCGUGACUCGAGGUUGUGCUUGAUGUCAGGAUGUGCUAUAUUAAAGAGUGCGAUUGAUCGGAGGGUGUAUUUUUUGGGAAAGUGUUCUUGAUUACAGAGUGUGAUUGAUUGGAGGGUUUGUUUGGUGGCAAGUUGUUCUUGGAAGGUGUGCUUGAUUUGAGGGUGUACGUGACGGGAGGUUGUACACGUAUGUAGGGGUGAAACAGGGGUGAAACAGGGGUAAUGCGUGUAUAUACAGACAGAUCGAUAUAUGUGUUUGUUCAUGUCGAUCAAAUUAAGGGUUAGCGUUGCUCAUUUACUCUUAUCUCAGUGUAAUAGUGCGCAAUACUUAAUACGGUAUACUUCAACAUACCACUGGUUUAUUUGUAAUGCGCUGAGCUAGCGUCACGGUUUUAGCUCUGUAAUAAUAUUAAAAUUUGA